Molecule: messenger RNA, 2261 nt
Organism: Williopsis jadinii
Lineage: Eukaryota; Fungi; Ascomycota; Saccharomycetes; Phaffomycetales; Wickerhamomycetaceae
Gene: NUP84
Product: Nup84p
Exons: 1
Coding region: 38-2188 (716 amino acids)
Biological process (GO): regulation of DNA-templated transcription; mRNA export from nucleus; protein import into nucleus
Cellular component (GO): nuclear pore outer ring; nuclear pore
Molecular function (GO): structural constituent of nuclear pore
Source: RefSeq, a predicted model, not a curated record
CUCAAACCGAAGGAAACAAAGCGCUUCGCUCACAAAGAUGGAGUUGGAUGCUAUGGAAGAUGUUCGCAACGAUCAUGACGUUCUCUCUGAGUUUGCCAAUGUACUCAAGCUGUACAAGCUGUCGGACAAGAAGGAUGAGUUUGACGAUUUUGACAUUGUGAGACAGUUCAGGUACAUUGCUGCCCAGAAGGCCUCAUCUUCCAUUGAGGAUGGCCGUGACGAAUCUGAGUGUGAGGACUGGGACCUGGAGGUGAGACUGUGGGACCUCAUUGAGAAUCUGCUGAAGUACCGGUACUCGGAGAAGCCCGUUGAGAUUGAAACACAUAAGUAUAACUCGGACGUUGUGUACCAGGAGAAGUACUUCAGAAGUAAGCCUGAGUUGUACGAGCUUUGGCUAAUAAUCCAGUGGGUCCAACGCAACUCCCCAGAAGUUGAGAGACCGCAGCUCACUGGGACCAAGUGGUUCAACUCCCAGAUGUCUAAUACCCUUGAGAGCUACGAUAGUGAUGCUCCUAUUCGCUCUGAUCUGAAACUGGAUCCUAGAGAUGUUGAACAGGAUAACAUCUUUUACAAGUACAUUUUCCAACUCAUUCUAAGCGGACACUAUAAGGAAGCGUCUUUGGAAUGCGAGGCUACAAAUAACUGGACCAUGAAGAUGAUCUUGACCGGUGUGAACAGCUAUUUGGAUCCAAUCAUCGACAAGGACAUCUCUGAUGACACUGAAGAAGCGACACAUGGAAUCAAGAAAAGGGCACUUUGGAGAAGCACAGUGUAUAGGCUUUCAAAGUCUGACAAGAUAAGCACAUAUGAAAGAGCGAUUUAUGGAUUCCUCGCUGGUGAUUUGUCUCCGUUAGAGUCGUCCACUAGUUGGGAUUCUGACCUCUUGAUAUAUUUCAACCAUAUCUUAACAAACGAGGUGGAGCUCGCAUUGGUAAACGAGGGAAGAAUUCCAGAGGAGGACUUACUGGUAUCCUUCCCAAAGAGCAGAAUGACUGUACAGGAUGUGCUGAAUAUCGUGGCAAGCAAGAGAAAAAUCGAAAGUGAACAUCCACUUCGUGUGCUCAUGGCUUCAAUUAUCACAAAGAACAUACCAGCAAUUGUACAUUCCUCUCUGAGCUUUGUUGGAAGCUCGAUGUUAGGAAAAGAGGAUACUGAUGAGCUCCUGAACGAGUCAUAUACCCUAAGAGUCAUCGCACAUUUGGCAAUUUUCCUCUCGAUAAUUGAUCCUAACGCCAUUGCAGUGGACGACCAUUCAAAGCUUAUAACAACUUACAUCUUGAUCUUGAGACUCUACGAGCAAUACAGUUGGAUUCCUCUGUAUGUAUCCUUCUUACCAGAGGUUGAGGCAAGAGACGCCUACUCCUUGUUCCUGAUUGAUCUGUUCGACACACAAGAGAGAAACAACCAAUUAGAACUCAGUAGAUUGUACAGAUUACCAUUGGAGAACAUCUUGAAGAGAACGGUUGCAAGGGUAUUCUCAAUUACUGAAGAUCAUUACCAAGUUGGUGGAGGUGUUUCCCUACAACCCAUUGAUGACGUCGAUACCAAAUUAAUGAGAGGUGUUGAAUGGUUUGUUGAGGCACGUAUGUUUUCAGAUGCCAUUUCCUCAUCACUGACCCUUUACAGAAGAUUCUUGUUGAAUGGACGUACCAAAGCGGCACAGGAAUUUGCAUCAAGAAACUCCAUCAAACAGCUUUUGAAACAGUACGAUGUUGAAAGCCUUGGUUCACUGGUUGAGAAGAAGAUCUCCACGCUUGAAAAGGAGGAACUCUUACAGUAUGGUUCAUUGGUGAGAUCGUUCAAUGCCCUUGAUGAAUGGCAGAAGUCAUCACAACCUCAAACAGUUUCAUCAUUUGUCUUUAUUGAGCUCAUCAACAGAGUCACUACUUCUCUGAAAGACACAAUCUCCACUUUAUUCUUAGAGUUAUCGAAGAGUUCAUAUGAACUUGCCCUGGUUGAAGAACUUCGUUCUCUAUACAUUCCUUUUUUGAUAAUUCAACUGCACAACGUCUACGUUGAGAGCAGAUAUCAAAGCACUUCAUAUCUCAAUGAUGCAUUGGAACUUACAAAUGUUGUUGCAAGUGAAUCUACAAAGUUCUACACGCUUUUCCAGAAUUGUGAUCGUUUGAGAGAAUACCUGGCGUUGGUUGCUAAUUGUGCAGCAAUCGCAGCAGGUGAAGGUUUAUAAUUCCAUUAAUCAACGCCAUUGAAAAGUCUAGUUCAAAGUAGCAGCCUUCUCGUAGAGUAAUUCAACAACGUCG